AUGAGCUCUCCAUUUGAUCGAGCCAUUCAAUUCUGCGAGUCUCUUUUUCGAGGAUUGCCUCAUGAAACAGCAGUGCCAGACCACCACCCUGAUGGUGACCACGACCACGAUGACGACGACCACGGUGCAGAGAGUGUCCACAGUUGGGGUUCUUUCGAAAGCUUUCGCAAGUCCAUGGCGGCUCCGUUGAUACCCCAAGAACCCAACAACAAGGGAGACACUGGUUGUCGCCACACAAAAGAUGGAAAUUGCGUGUCGAACAUUUCCAGUGGCAAAAAGGUUCUCAUGUUUGAUGAAAAGACCUUUCAAUUCAAGCUUACCAAUCCUCUGUAA
This is a messenger RNA of Cylindrotheca closterium, 333 nucleotides long. Lineage: Eukaryota; Bacillariophyta; Bacillariophyceae; Bacillariales; Bacillariaceae. The record is from the annotation of a GenBank genome assembly.